AUGGGUUCCCUUCAGGCAUUCUGCUUAGUGAUACUAUCGCUGACUGCAAUAGUGUACUCUCAGGAGGAUGAUCGCUUCAAAGAAGUCAAAAGUAUCAAUCCUAUUAUUAGGUAUUGGGCGCAGACGAGGCUACGGAAAAAACUCCCGAUGCUUGAAGCUUUGGCAUCAAAAAAGAAGGAAUCAGACUCACAAAAGUACCGUAACUGCUAUUUUUCACCGGUACAAUGUCAGUUACCCGUUCUAAUCAAUAUCGAUCCAUUGGCAAGUGCAAUAAAGCCGGACCUACAACAGGACAUUUACACACGUUUUAGACGAUAUCGAAAAUAG
Necator americanus (New World hookworm) is the source of this 327-nucleotide messenger RNA. RefSeq lists its product as uncharacterized. Bases 1 to 327 code for a protein of 108 amino acids. The transcript has 3 exons. Lineage: Eukaryota; Metazoa; Nematoda; Chromadorea; Rhabditida; Ancylostomatidae. The record is from RefSeq and is a predicted model, not a curated record.